CAACAUAGCCAUUGAUAGAUAGAUUGGGAGAGAUCGAGGAGGGAGAUUGUCGAUCAUGAGCUACGUACACCCAGUCGUGGGCGUUCCUCCACCGGCAUUCAAUGUGGUGGCGCCGUCCACGGCGGGCACCAAAGAUUUGCAGGGAAUGCCAGGCACGGCGGGGAGCCUGGCGCUGCGAGUCCUCCAGUUUGGAUUCGCCGCCAUCGCUCUCAGCGUCAUGGCCUCCAUCAGCGAUUUCCAGACCGUCACAGCCUUCUGCUACUUGGUCGUAGGGACCGGACUCCAGAGCUUGUGGAGCUUGUCCAUGGCAGCGCUGGAUGGCUACGCGCUCCUUCUCAAGCGAAGCAUUCGAAGAUCAUCGCUCGUCACGCUUUUCGCCGUGGGUGACUGGCUCUGUGCCACUCUCACGCUCGCCGCCGCAUGCUCCACCGCUGGAAUCACUGUGUUGCUGGCCAAAGACUUGGAUCAAUGUGGCCCCAACGACUGCAGCAAGCUCCAAGCGUCGGUGGCGCUCACUUUUCUCGCAUGGUUCUUAUCUUCGUGCUCCUUUUUCUUCUCGUUUUGGGUUAUGGCCACAAGCUAAAGCCUGUUUUUUUCUUUCUCUCUCUCUCUCUCUCUCAUUCUCUGCUCAAGCCCGUUCUUCCAAAGCUUUUUCAAGAUCUUUAGUGUAAAAUCCUCUAAUUUGAUACAACAAUACAAAUACAUACCACUGGCAAUA
This is a messenger RNA of Selaginella moellendorffii, 718 nucleotides long. Its product is annotated as CASP-like protein 5A2. Lineage: Eukaryota; Viridiplantae; Streptophyta; Lycopodiopsida; Selaginellales; Selaginellaceae. The transcript is spliced from 3 exons. Bases 56 to 583 code for a protein of 175 amino acids. Gene Ontology annotation, cellular component: membrane. The record is from RefSeq and is a predicted model, not a curated record.